UAAACAUAAGCCCAAAAGACAGUCAAAGCCCUUUCUAUUUAAUGCCAAUUCUGAUCCACACUACUCCAGUCGCAAAACCCUAGCUAUUUCCCUCCGGUUUGCAUCGUUUCUCCUGUAAAAGAUUUAAUCAUGAGUAAGCUUCAGAGUGAUGCUCUGAGGGAGGCAAUUUCUGGGAUUAAAAAUGAUGCUACUGAAAAAGGCCGCAAAUUUACUGAAACAAUUGAACUUCAGAUUGGGUUGAAGAACUAUGAUCCCCAAAAGGACAAGCGUUUUAGUGGUUCAGUUAAGUUGCAACACAUUCCUCGUCCCAAGAUGAAGGUUUGCAUGCUUGGAGAUGCACAACAUGUUGAAGAGGCUGAGAGGAUUGGUUUGGAGUGGAUGGAUGUGGAAGCAUUGAAAAAGUUGAACAAGAACAAGAAGCUGGUGAAGAAGCUUGCAAAGAAGUACCAUGCUUUCCUUGCUUCUGAAGCAGUCAUCAAGCAGAUCCCUCGUUUGCUCGGCCCUGGUCUUAACAAAGCAGGAAAAUUCCCUACUCUUGUCACUCACCAGGAGCCCUUAGAGAACAAGGUGAAUGAGACCAAAGCAACAGUGAAGUUCCAGCUGAAGAAGGUUCUCUGCAUGGGUGUUGCUGUUGGUAACUGUAGCAUGGAGGAGAAACAGAUCUUCCAGAACGUGCAAAUGAGUGUCAACUUUCUUGUUUCACUAUUGAAAAAGAACUGGCAAAAUGUUCGUUGCCUGUACCUGAAGAGUACCAUGGGCAAGCCUUACCGUAUUUUCUAAGUGCCUUCCUGCGAGUUUUGCUUGAUCUUUGGGAGCCGCAUUUUUGUUACAUGUGUACUAGAGUAUUCAAAGCAUUAGUAUACUUGGAUCGUGACUUUCUGUUGUGAUGGUGACUAUCAUCUUUUUGUUUCAUUGUCCUUGGCGACUUUAAUGUUAUACAUGAUGUGCUGACCCUAUGGGCAGUUUUGGCUA
This is a messenger RNA of Amaranthus tricolor (Joseph's coat), 972 nucleotides long. RefSeq names its product 60S ribosomal protein L10a. Lineage: Eukaryota; Viridiplantae; Streptophyta; Magnoliopsida; Caryophyllales; Amaranthaceae. Gene Ontology annotation, molecular function: structural constituent of ribosome; RNA binding. Gene Ontology annotation, biological process: translation. Gene Ontology annotation, cellular component: large ribosomal subunit. The record is from RefSeq and is a predicted model, not a curated record. The transcript is spliced from 6 exons. The coding region runs from base 130 to 780 and encodes 216 amino acids.